Messenger RNA from Cataglyphis hispanica, 4606 nucleotides. Its product is annotated as integrin alpha-9-like. The record is from RefSeq and is a predicted model, not a curated record. Gene Ontology annotation, molecular function: integrin binding. Gene Ontology annotation, cellular component: integrin complex; external side of plasma membrane. NCBI's taxonomy places the organism in Eukaryota, Metazoa, Arthropoda, Insecta, Hymenoptera, Formicidae. Bases 158 to 3343 code for a protein of 1061 amino acids. The transcript has 21 exons. Gene Ontology annotation, biological process: cell-cell adhesion; integrin-mediated signaling pathway; cell adhesion mediated by integrin.
AUCAUACUCUCUAUUGUUUGCUAAGUUCUGUGCUAUCUAGUUGCACAUAUGUUACAAAAAAAUAAUCAUACAUUAUUUUCGAUACAUUUUUAUCAUAUAAUUAUUAAGAAGAUUUAAGAAGAAAAUAUAGAAGCUCCGAAUCGAGUGUUUCACUGCGAUGACAAUGAAAUUCAUAUUAAUUUCCAAUCUUUUAAUUGUGUCUGCAUAUAACAUCGAUAUAAGUCAUCCAAUAUUAUAUCCGAAUAGUGCGACUAACGCGGACGAAUAUCAGCAUACAAGAUUCGAACACAGUUAUUUCGGUUACUCGGUGCUGUUGCAUCAUGACUCGAAGAAGGAUUCGUCAUGGCUGCUCAUAGGAGCACCCCGCGGAAAUUAUACGCGGCCAUCGCGCGAUCGAGUGAACUUAAAAUUUCUAAACGCACCCGGUGUGGUUUAUCGCUGCGCUUUGCCGGGCCAGUGUAUAGAGAUCGAACCGGCUGUUAUCAAGGACGAAGAAAUAUAUAUAUAUCAACUUGAUAUGCGUGGACGUAUAAAGAAAAAACAGUCCUGGUUCGGUGGCGCAAUGUCGAUAGAAAAAAGUAGCGGUUUCCUCACGAUAUGCGCACCACGAACAAUUAUGAACAUUAUACUCAAGAAUAAUAAUUAUGUAGAGACUAUGCAGGGCAUGUGCUACAGUAAUCAGAUAUCGUCGACAAAAUUAGAUGCGGAAUUGUUUGAAAUUGAAAAUUAUGAUUACGACAAAAAUACAUGGUUUGAUCCAAUCCAUGGUUUCUCCGUUACCUUUGCAUCGCCUAGGGGUGAAGAAGCGAUAAGUCGUAUCAUAGGAAGACCAAAUGACAAUAUCACUGGUAGUGUCACUUUAGUACAAUUUUUUGCAAUACUCAAUUUUCUUCAGACAAAUCCGGAAACUAUGGAAAUACCAGUAAUCGAUAAUUUGUCGAUGUUUGGCUACGCGGUAACAUCAGGAUAUUAUUUCAAUCAAAAUCAAUCUCUUUAUGCCUGCGCAGAUCCAGGAUGGGAUUACGUGGGACAGGUCGCUAUAAUUGAUCCGAAUAGAAAAUAUAUGAUUACCCGUCUCUGGGGCACUGACAUCGGCGAAUUUUUUGGAGCGAGUUUGGCUACGGGCGAUUUAAACAAAGAUGGUUUGCACGAUCUCGUGAUCGGAGCACCACAUUGGGGAAACGAUAAUGGUAGAGUCCAUCUAUAUUUGGGUAGCCCGAAGAGAGAAUUCGAGGCAGCCGCGAUUUUAGAAGGAGCCAGCGAGGAUGCGCUGUUCGGUUAUGCGGUAGCGAGCGGAGAUCUAGACGGAGAUGGUUUUAGUGAUAUUAUCGUGGGUGCUCCUUGGGAGGAAUCUGGAGUAAUUUACAUUUAUAAUGGCGAUACAAGUUUAAAGGACAAAGUAAGACCUUCCGUGUCACAAAGGAUCACAAUGCAAUCACACGGCCAUACUUUUCCGAUGAACAUACAAACGUUUGGAUUUUCGAUAUCUGAGCCAAUCGAUAUAGACAACAAUGGAUAUGCAGACGUCGCAAUAGGCGCAUAUAAAUCAGGACAUGUCGUGGUACUUCGGAGUAAACCCGUCGUAAGAACCAAUUUGACCAUCUACACCGUUCCAAGCAUCUUACAAAGAAACAUCAGUGACUUUUUAAUUACAGUGUGCGUUAAUUAUCACGGUUACGACACGGCGAAUACACGCGCUUUUAGGAUUUCUCUUAUUGUGGACAAGAGAUAUAAACGGACCGACAAAACUUCAUUGGAAUUGUUCUCAACGGAACCUCCCGUUCAUAUGUGUGUGAAUACUAGUGUUACACUUUCGGAUAAUAUUCAAGAUUUCAUCGAACCAAUCGCUAUUUAUGCAACGCAUGAUUUUACAUAUAACGAUUCACCUGAAUUCUGCAAAAUAUGUCCCGUUGAGAGUAAGAGCAAUAAAUCCAAGAGCACGCAAACGCUUUUGCUUCCCUUCGAUAUUGGAUGCGGGGAGGACAGAGUUUGCAAUUCCAAUAUAUCUGCAACAGUUAAAUUUCGGGAAGUCAAGGAGAAUAAUUCGUGGGUAAUCGGUUCUAAUGAUAUCACGUUGGAAGUACACUUGGAGAAUUGUGCUGAGCCGGCGUAUCUUACGACAAUUGUAUGUAUCUUCCCGGAAGGCAUAGUAUUGCGUAGUAUUUUGCCAUUUUGUGAAGAGGACACGAAUGGGGAUAACUUGAUGGUUUUUUGUAACGUCGGUAAUCCGCUCGGAAUGAAUGAACAGAAAAUUAUAAAAUUAGAUCUGGAUAUGAAAUAUUUGACCAAUGGUUCAUUGCACGGACAUAUUCUGGAGUUCUCUACCGAAAUACGAACUCGUAAUGUAAAUCAUGGAACUCGUAUGAUUAAAUCUUGGCUUACUUUACAUAGUGAGGCGUCCUUAUUAUUAAACGGAAAAACGAUUGAAGAAAGUUAUUAUUUAUCUAAUUUGGAUAAAGAUCAAUUAAAUAUAACGUUUCAGCAUACUUAUCAGAUACUGAAAUUCGGUGCGACGUCUAUAGACGAAGCGCGAUUUACUGUCAAUGUACCAGCUGCCACAGAGAACGCAGGUUCUUUAGUGUUUUUAUAUAAACCGCGGAUAUAUAUAUCUGGAAAAUAUUAUAACUGUUUAUCGGACGGGAUAGAUUUAAUAGACGUGCAACAAAAUGAACUUCGAGGAGAAACAUCAUCCGAUUUGUACGCUUACAAUUCGGAUGAUAAUAAUGAUACACUGCAAAAUGCAACACAUGAUAUUUUCAAGAGAGAUGUGAACGAUCGUACGACUAUGGGGACUCGCAUAUUGCAAAUGUUUUAUAAUGCGAUAACAAUAAAAUCAGAAAUUUUAAAUGAUAAUCUGACAGUACCAGAAAGCGACAUUAUAUAUUUGAAUUGUUCAACGUACGGUGUGAAUUGUUCGACAGUGUAUUGCGAUCUCAGCGCGUUAAAAACGCGACAGGAUGUCGGCAAAUUUGCGAUGAAAUUAAUUAUUAACGCUACAAAACUCAAAGAUAAUUUUAAAUUGUCGGACAAAACAAAGAUUGUAAAAUUCAGCACAUUUGCUUACGUUGAAAUUAUACGCCCGACAAAUAGAAUUUUCAGCGUAGAGACUAAGCGUAAUAUAAAUCUCACGACAGAAUUUCGUAAUACCGCAAAGACGCAAAAACUGCAAUUGUGGGUUGUGCUAGUGUCGGUUUCAUUGGGUCUAAUAUUAUUAUACAUUAUUAUUAUUAUAUUAAGUAUGAUGGGUUUUUUCAAAAGAAUGACAAAGGAAGAAUUAUCUGCUUUAAAGACGAAUGAGAUAACAGAGGAUGAGAAUAAAAUAGAAAUCACAAAUAUUGAAUAGAAGAUUCUUUGUAUAUUUACCUAAAUUGUUAUUAUAGAUUUUGUAUAUAAUAAUAAUAAUAAUAAAUUUAAUUUUUUAAUAAAAAUUAUGUUUUCUUUUUUUUUUAUAUUAUACAGUUAUAGUACAUUGCCCAUACAAAGAUUCUUUCUUAAUUAUACAGGUGUAUUUAUAUAACAUCAUUUUAUGUAAUUUACAUUCUCUUAUCACCCAAUACAUUAAUAAUAUGAAUAAUAAAUAUUUACAUUUUCUAUUUGUAGGAAAUAAACAAUAAUAUUUAUGUAACAUUUUUGAUAUAAGCAGAUUUCUUCCAUUCAUAUACAAGUUUUAUAAAUCAAAGUAUCUAUCAUUUUUAUGUUAUAUAUAAGAAUAUAAAGAAAGACAUAUUUUGUUUUCCGUUACUGUAUAAUCUGCGAUUAUAAAUUAUGAUUUUGUAUAAUUUUAUAUCUGAUAUUCUUCCUUUUGCGCACGUUAUGCAAGUAUCAAAGUAGAUACUACAUACUUUUUUUCAAUUAAGAAAUUAUCAUAAUUGUGUGUACAAAUAUGUGAGUAUAAAUUAUUUCCACAUUCUUUUUCUUAAAAUACAAUUGCCUCAACAAUAUUAUAAUCGUAAUGCUAUCACGCGAUUUUUUAUCAUAAAUAAGAAUAUAUCUGAUAUAGGUGAAUUUAUAUGUUUAACGACACAUUCACACACCAUCAAAAAUCAAUUCUGCUUCUUCAAGCAUAUAGGAUGUCUUCUAUUUCAAGAGAUAGAUGAAAUGCAGACACAUUAUCAUGAUGAUAUAAGCUGCAUGCAUAUAUCAUAAGAUGUAGAAAUGUUGCAAUGUGCUUGCUCAGCCAACUGCUGCAUCUCAUAUAACCGUGUUCACCUCGUUAUAAUAAUUUUGGAGGUCCAUGUCCUUCAAAAGAGAGCUGCGCUGCUUUUCUCGUUCCUCGCUUCACAGUGCGAUCCAACUGAUAGUUAGUAUUCGAACUGCAACAGGUUCAUCUCCCAGUGAUGUAUCAUUUGUAUCAAUCCCAUUAGACUUCGAAUUGGAAAUCAGGAUAUCUGUCCUGAACUUGGAAUUUGAAAUAUUGUCCUGUAUGGUCUCUUCUUGUUUCUGGCUCUUCGUUCUUCCAUUGAUGUGCGUUAGUGUGUGCCGUUAGAAUCCGAACCAUUUUUAGUAUGACAAAAUUCAUAUUGAAUUUUGUACAUCGCAUAUACUGAUGCGAAUCGUUAAUAUAUAUCGCAAAAUUAAAAUUAAAAAAAAUAAAAAAAAAAAAAAA